AUGCCCGGCAUAAAGCACCUUGAAUGCACCAAUUCAGCCCUUUCACCUCAAGACGAACAUCUGGUCCGCGGCCUAGCCAGUGACAUCGACCUGCAUCUCAAAAAACUUGACACUGAGCUCGAGGAGAUCAUGCAACGAUAUCAAGACCGACGCGCAACCCUCCUUCUCCAACGCAAACCGUUAACGUCUUUGCUCUCCGGAAUGCGACGAUUCCCAGGCGAGAUAUUCAGGGAAAUCUUCUUAUACAUCGCCGUCGAAGAUUCCGCCGAGCUCAUCCCCUCCGCUCAAGUGUGUCGACGCUGGCGGGAGAUCGCGCUCGAGUUCCCAGAGCUAUGGACCAACAUCGUGUUGGGAUCUUCGAAAGCUCUUACUGAGCAGCAAUCGAGAGGGAUCCUACAAAUAUUGGCCACGCGAUCGAAGGAGUGGCCCCUGUCUUUGACGUUGCGGGUGGUGCCCGAGAUGGAUGUGAACUGGUUCUAUUGGAUGCCAGACCUACUCAAGGAAUUUGUUUUUAACAAACCCUGGCGAUCGCUGAUUGCAUUCGACGAUUUGGCCAAAACGACCCUUGAUCCCGAAAAGAACGCCCGCUCUUUGGAGACCCUCCAAUCACUUUCCAUCAUCGACACUUACUGUUGGCCAUACUUCCUAUCGGACCUCAACAAACGGAACAUCGCAAAAGCAAUCCCUAAUGUCACCUCUCUAACGAUCUCUGCCCUCACCAAAUGCCCUAGCCCUUAUUCCCGUCUAGUUUCCUGGAAGAAGCUUACCAGCCUGAAGAUAACCUCCAACGUGAUGAGCUGGUUGUCUUGUUUCCAAAUACUCUCGGACUGCGCCAGUCUGGAAGAGGCGGAUGUUCGCACCAGUAAGGAAGUGGACCCAACGCCAACAGACAUACAAAUUCUAGUCAUGCCCCAUCUCCGCCGAAUGUCGAUGUCUUCCGACAAGAUACCCCAAAUGCUUCCACAAUUUCUCAGCACGCCGGUCCUCGAAGAGCUCGUAAUUUCCUUCUGGGAAGAUAUCACGGUGGACGACGACCAAAUGCCACUGCUGGAAUGGAUUCUUGAUGCCGCGCCAACGCUGCGGACACUGCAAAUUCCGGGACAGGUUGAGCUCCGAGCGCUUACUCUGGAACACUUUUCAGAUUUUCCGUCGCCACCGCCGUUGGAGGAACUCGCUAUUACCCCACCAAAUAGAUCUCCAAUUGACAUUUUCUGUUGGUUGACGGUGCAGGAUGAAAAGGUGCUCUUCCCUCGCUUGAAACAACUUGAAUUUCUCCACAACUCUACCACCUCGAAAUACGACAUUGAAUAUCUCCAGAAGCUUAUCGACUCCCGCCGAAGUGCUGGGCUGGAUGUUGCUUGUCCUCUUCGGCGAGUUGUAUGGGAAGUGGAUGGUGAAAUGCUAGAGGAGUCUUCGGAGAUCUUUUCUGAUCUUUCCAAGGCUAAAGGGUUCAAAGUUGCUGUUCCUCUCAGCGGAUAUGGGGUGUACUACAAUUCUAACAAUUUCGUAUAA
Messenger RNA from Cyclocybe aegerita, 1512 nucleotides. Lineage: Eukaryota; Fungi; Basidiomycota; Agaricomycetes; Agaricales; Hemipholiotaceae. The record is from the annotation of a GenBank genome assembly.